AUGGCAUCUGGAUCUUCAUCGAGUCGGCCUAUCCAUCCCGGGUCCAAACCGUUUGCUAUCCCGUCAGAUGAUGUUCUCUGCUCCUACGAGGAUUACGGCAAUCCGGAUGGGAAUAAUGGAUACCCUCCCGACCCGUCGAUUGGAGCUAGUUCCACUGAGGAAUUCCACAAAAGUAGAAUGGCGAGAUCAUCUGUUUUUCCUUCUGUCUCUUUCGGCCCACCAGAAGAUUCUUCUUUUAAUCAAGAUCUUAUCUCUACUGUUGAAAAUACUGUGAAGAAGUAUACAGACCAUCUCAUGCAUUUUCUUGAAGGAAUUAGUUCUCGACUGUCACAGUUGGAAUUAUAUUGUUACAAUCUUGACAAAGCUAUUGGUGAAAUGCAUUCUGAAUUAGCUCGUGAUCAUAGGGAGGCAGAGUUGAAGCUAAAAUCUCUGGAAAAACACAUCGACGAGGUCCACAGGUCAGUGCAGAUCCUAAGAGAUAAGCAGGAACUGGAUGAAACUCAGAAGGAACUAGCCAAACUGCAGCUUUUGCAGAAAGAAUCAUCUUUGGCAACCAAUUCUCAACAGAGCGAGGAAGGAGCUUCUCUACCUGCUCCCGAUGCCAAAAAGAGUGAUAACUCAUCAGAUAAUCAAGGUCAACCAUUGGCAGUUGCCCUACCCCAUCAAGUAGCUUCUCAACCUUCGGUACCUACUCGGCCAGUUGAGCACCAGCAGCCUCCUGUGGCUCCCCCGCUGUCAGUGCCUUCGCAGAGUAUGCCACAAGCAAAGGCAUAUUACUUGCCUCCACCGACUUCAUCACAAUUAUCUCAGGCUCAAUAUCUGCCAACACAAUAUCAAAUUCAAGAUUACUCUAGAGUGGCAGCACAGUUUACCCAAUCUCAAGUAAACCAGCCACAACAAAUUCAGUCAUUACCUCCAUGUCAGCAGCAGUGGCCACCUCAGCAUGGUCAACCACCACCACCUCAACUGCCAUCUGUGCCUCCACAGAUUAGAUCCUCAUCUCCAGCAGUGAACCCUUCCUACCUGUCUAGCCAACCAAAUCCUUCUCCACCAGAAAUGACGGCUCCUAAUAGCAUGCCCAUGCAAGUGCCAUUUUCGGGUCCAUCUCAACCUGGGCCUACUGGUUCUGAGGGUAUUAUGCCUUAUGGGCAUGGUGGUGCUGGCAGACCAACUAUAUCUCAGCCUCCAACACGGCAUGGCAAGAUUGCAUACAGUGCACAAUCUGGGGAUGUGUAUGUACCUAGUGCAACUCGUCCGACACUUCCUAUGGGAAACUAUUAUACUAUGUUUGACGGUGAAGGUGGAAGGACACAUCAUCCACCCCCACAACCUCACUUCCAACAAAAUGCUUAUCCUCCUAGUAGCAUCCCCCUCCAGAACCCUCUGCACAUGGCUAAUUUGAUGGUUCGUCCACCACAGUUCAUGCGCAAUCAUCCCUACACUGAGCUGAUAGAGAAGUUGGGAAGCAUGGGUUACAGAGGUGAUCAUGUUGUUGGUGUAAUUCAGCGACUGGAAGAGAGUGGUCGGCCCAUUGACUUCAACGCUGUGCUUGACAGAUUGAAUGGACAUUCUUCUGGAGGUUCUCAGAGAGGAUGGUCCGGCUAA
Molecule: messenger RNA, 1605 nt
Organism: Fraxinus pennsylvanica
Lineage: Eukaryota; Viridiplantae; Streptophyta; Magnoliopsida; Lamiales; Oleaceae
Source: the annotation of a GenBank genome assembly